Branchiostoma belcheri (Belcher's lancelet) is the source of this 2315-nucleotide messenger RNA. Its product is annotated as glucose-6-phosphate exchanger SLC37A4-like. Gene Ontology annotation, cellular component: endoplasmic reticulum membrane. Lineage: Eukaryota; Metazoa; Chordata; Leptocardii; Amphioxiformes; Branchiostomatidae. Bases 54 to 1346 code for a protein of 430 amino acids. The transcript is spliced from 9 exons. Gene Ontology annotation, molecular function: glucose 6-phosphate:phosphate antiporter activity. Gene Ontology annotation, biological process: glucose-6-phosphate transport; phosphate ion transmembrane transport. The record is from RefSeq and is a predicted model, not a curated record.
ACAGGUCUUAGAAUUUCCACACAGGAUCGACCAGAAAGGAAGGCUGCACAGAUAUGGCAGGUGACACGGAGUACAACCGGCACCGUGGGGUGAUCAUCGCCACCAUGUAUGUGGGCUACUGUUUCUACCACCUGACACGGAAGUCCUUCGGCUUCAUCAUGCCUGUCGUCAUGGAGGAGGGGCUGGACCAGAGUGACCUUGGGUUGGUCAUCAGUAGUCAGACCAUGGCUUAUGCCUUCAGCAAGUUCCUGAGUGGCCUGGCGUCCGACCACCUGAGCGCUCGCUCCAUGUUUGCCGUUGGUUUGUUCCUCUGUGGGGUGUGCAAUGUCGUCUUCAUUCUCUUUGACUCCGUGCUGCUCUACUCCCUGCUGUGGUUCAUUAAUGGACUGGUCCAGGGCUUCGGCUGGCCGGCAUGUGCAAAGGUCUUACGACAGUGGUUCAAGCCGUCCCAGUUCGGUACAUGGUGGAGCAUCCUGGCGACGAGUAUGAACCUGGCGGGGUUUGUUGGGCCGCUGGUAACCAUGGAGAUAGCCACCAGGUAUGGCUGGAGGGCAGGCCUUCUUAUCCCAGGUGUUUUGUCCCUUGCGCUAGCUGUACUUUCCUAUGGCCUAGUCGUGGACGAGCCGUCACAUGUUGGACUGGAAAACAUUGUGGCAACCACUCAGAAGAAAACCACAGAAUCUAAAGGUGAGGCCCCCAGCAUGCUGUCCCUGUUGGACAGCGCGUACCUGUGGCUCAUCUCUGUCACAUAUUUCGUCGUCUUUGCUGUCAAGACCAGCUGUCUGAACUGGGGUCAGCUGUUCCUCAUCCAGGACAAAGGUCAUGAACCCUAUGUAGGUAGUCUGUUCACAAGUUCCCUUGAACUUGGAGGCAUCUUUGGCAGUGUUAUAGCUGGUAUGGUCACCGACAGGAUGGUCAAAGCAACCCCCCUGACUGGCUAUGGCAGUCCCCGUCACCCCUACGUCAUCAGUAUGCUGGCCACCAUGGGGCUGGCUCUCUACGGCUUCAGCGAUCGUGUGGAGGCAGACACACUGGAGACGACAAUCAUGACAAUUGCUUUUCUGAUCGGCUUUACCUCAUACGGUGCCAUUAACCUGUUCGGAGUCCUCGCUAUCGAGAACUCUCCCUCCAGCCUCUCAGGAACCAGCAGUGCCAUCGUGGCCUUGGCUGCUAACUUUGGAGGCCUGAUUGCUGGCUAUCCCUUCGGUCUGAUCGCCGAGAACUACAACUGGGAAACUGUCUUCAUCAUCCUGGAGAUCAGCGUGGCCGUUUCUCUGGUCCUGUUUAUCAUAGCCAGAAAUAUCAACACUAGAAUUGGUCCUACUUCCGCACAGAAAAGUGUUUGAUGUGUUAGGGUUAGGUUACCUGGGUUCCUGUAUGAUACAUACAGGUAGAUGUGACCACAGUGACUAGGAAGUCUUGGUAUGAUGCAUGUCUUUUACAAAUAGGCAUGGGCUUAAGCUGCAAAUUCUUGAUGUAAUAUUGUGCAGUUGUCCUUUACUGGCUGUAAAUAUUGAAUCUGGACUCCAGGAGGAAGUGUUUAAAACUGAAACUGCUAAAUCAAGGUGGAAACAGUUAAUUGUUCCAAAAUGAAGUUAAUAACCAUGAGAGCAAAGCAAUUCUAGUUAAUCAUGAGCCAUAUAGCUAGAGGACUGUAACAAUUGACAUGACACUCGCAGUCUUGUGCCAAAAGGUUUUAGUACCAGUAGCUAGGCCAGCGUAGACAUGAGUACAAAUUAGCACAUAUUUGAACUUGAGUGAAAAUGGAUUUUUAACCAUUUUAAACUACCUCAAGGUAUAAGCAAUCAUUAUGGUGGUGUUUUCCUGCAGCAAGUGAAGAAAAUAUCUAUUGUGAAGUACAUGUACAUGUAAAGUAUCAGAUUCUAUUUCUGGUGUGAGCAGUGUCUGCAUGUUUUAUCUUUGGAACAUUAUAUUAAACCUUCUCUGUGCUGCCUAAUCCCAAAACUACUGAACAUCUAGUGCCAAACACCUACCACAGCAGUAAACAUUGGAUGUUUAUGGAUACCACUGGUGCAUUGAGAGCCAAUUGGGUUUGCAGCAUUCAGUAAGUGUGCAUGCCUCCAGACUGUAUGACGUGAUAUUGUGCAAUUCUAUCCUAUCUGAAAUGUUAAGAAAGUGAAUUUAAUAUAAUUUCACCAUUCUUUCUGUCCUUCUAUAGGAAAUUUGUGAUAAAAAUGACAAUAAAUGAAAUGAUGAAGUGUGAUCUAUUGAAUCUUUGAAGUAUUGUUCUAAAUCAAAAGUUCUAAAACAGGACAUACCACAAUUUUUAAAACCCUACCUGACCAAUCUAACCU